This is a messenger RNA of Eutrema salsugineum, 817 nucleotides long. RefSeq lists its product as uncharacterized. The transcript has 2 exons. The record is from RefSeq and is a predicted model, not a curated record. NCBI's taxonomy places the organism in Eukaryota, Viridiplantae, Streptophyta, Magnoliopsida, Brassicales, Brassicaceae. Bases 131 to 604 code for a protein of 157 amino acids.
AACACAAUCCUAGCAAUAUCAAAACUUGUCAUCUACACUCUCGAUCUCAUUCCUCCACUGAAGAAAAAAAACUAAAGCUUCGACAAAACCAGAGAAAGAGAUAGAGAGAGAGGAGAGAGAGAAUUACAAAAUGGCGGCUAAAUCAAUCUGUUCAUCUUUAUCAGUGCAUUCCAUGGUAAACAAGAAGCCUUCUCGUUCUCCAACAAGAACAAUAACCUCAAAGAAGGGCACAUCGACUCCACGGGUUAAGCUACUGACAAGAGUUGAGCAGCUCAAGCUUUUGACCAAAGCCGAAAAAGCCGGACUUUUGUCCUUGGCUGACAAAUCAGGUUUCUCUCUGGCGACCAUUGAGCGUCUUGGAUUACUCACUAAAGCAGAGGAAUUCGGCGUUUUGUCUGCCGCCACCAACCCCGAAACGCCUGGGACGUUAUUCACCCUGAGCCUCGGUUUGCUCCUUCUUGGACCAGUUUUUGUCUACUUGGUUCCUGAAGAUUAUCCUUGGGAAGUGGUGGUUCAGCUCGUGGUGGCUCUGGUCUCUGUUCUUGGUGGCUCUGCUGCUUUUGCUGCUUCUGGUUUUGUCUCCAAUUUGCAGAAAUCUGAUUAGUCCGCUUUUUGUUGGUAUUGAUAAACCGGUCGGUUUUUGUAUCAGAUUUACUCGUGUAUGUACGACCUAGCAAGAGACUUUUCUGCUUUCAAGAUAUAACUUUAUAAUGAAAUUCUCAUGUGUAUUUGAUCUUAUAGAUCGUUUCAACUCAUUUCACUAUUUCUAUGUAAAUGGUUUCAUAUACACAAUCCAAGAGAAACGUUUUGCAUUCAA